UCCAACUUUGUUGAAAUUUAACUAAUUUUUUUUUGUAUAAAUAAGAUCUGACUAUAUUUUUUUGAUACUAAUUGAAUUUGGUUACAUGUAUUAUAGUUGGAUGUAUCUUAAAAGAAAUACAAUACUUAUAAACCUUGUAUUAUUGUUAAUGGUUGCGGUAUUCUUGACUUUAAAACUAUACAACGUCGGUGUCAUUAAUAUUACCUUAAAAAAUAGUUUUUUAGUUGUUGAAGCUACGUCACAAAACCUAAAGGUGUCCACAACUUUGGCAACACCACAAGUUCCAAUUCCUUGGAGGUUUCAAAUUGAAGAGGAUGGUUUUUUUUUUCCUGACACAAGUGAUAAAGAAAAGUAUAUUUCUUAUGAGCGGAUAAAUGGUCCUAUCACCAAGCAAAUUACAAUAUUUGAAAAUGCAGUUAUUUUUGCUUAUAUUACAGGGAGAACUUUGCUUGUUCCAAAAUUAAAACUUCGAAAAUCUGAAAAUAUUAUUAACCAAAACAUUAAUUUUAGUACUAAUAACAAUGGACCAUACUUUAACUAUUCUCCUCAUGGUUCAAUAAGUUACGACUAUAACAAAAACUUUGUUCAUAAAAUAGAUUUUCAAAACAAUCUUUCCGUUUCUUUAUUAAAUGAAAUAUCAAUGUCGGAGAUUAUUGAUUUUGACCUAUUAUCAACGCAAAUAAAACUAAAAGCGCUCGAAGAAAGAAAUACGUCUACUUUGAGCCAAUAUAAAGUUUGUCAAGACCCACAUCUUGGAUUUUGGGUAGACUACAUUCCGUCUAUUGAAAAUAUACAAACGUGGCGAAUUUUGAAGCAACAGUACUUUUACCCAUUAAAACUAAAACUUACUUUUGGUAAUAAAGAAUAUGUUUGUCCAGGAACUAAAGAAUAUAUGAACCGAUGGGGUCCACCUUUGAGAACAAAACCUUUGUACCGAGGAAUUAUAACAGAACUUGUUAAACGUAAAGAAGAUCUUAUUUUUUUUCAAGGAGAUACGCUAGACACUACUCAAAUUCGAUUUUUUAACCAACAACGCACACAAAAAGCUCAAGAAAUUUUGCUUUUUUAUAUUCGAUUUUCUCGUUCCUUAACGCAGAAAGUCAAGGAGUUUGUAAAUCUCUUAGAAAAAGGGUAUUCAGCUAUACUUGCUGAAGGUGAUAUAAAACCAGAUGGUUUAUCGUUGUAUAUAUCAAACGAAGCAGAUAGACUUAACUUAAUCAACGUGUCCAGCACCGUUUUCAUUGUUUGUAACGCAAGUUUUCGAGAUGCUUUUACCCCAUUGCAAGAAAAAAGAUUUACUUUAAUAUUUGCAGACGACUUUGUUAAUAAUAGACUUUUGGACGGUACUACUGGUAUAUAUUCAUCUGAAUAUGCUCAUAUUAUUUCAUUGAUGCUAUGUGCCCACGCAAAACAGUUUAUUAGCCUGCCAGGAACACAUGAUUUAUAUUUUGUUGAACAUCUUCGUCUUCAAGAUGCUACAAUGCUUGAUGGAUUGGUUACAAAUAAAAUAAGCGUACGUUGGGCAAAACAUACUAUCAGGCACCAAGCCGAUAACUUAAAAGUUUUGAUGAAAAUCAAAACCCAACAACAAACAACCUUUUCAACAAAUACCUCUUUGAAAUCAUUUGAAGUAAAUACCUUAAAAACCAAUUCAAGUCAACAAAAUAAAACUUUUCUGGUAAACAUGUCGAAAAGGUCUUCGCUACUGUUGAAAAAAAGAGAUAAGUUAACAAGUAUGGCUUGCAUAUUUUGUAACUAUGUUCGCUAUGUAACUGGACUACAUGGUUGUCCAGCUAUGAAGCAGACUUGUUAAGUUGAGAUUUAUUAUCUGAGCAUUUGCAUAUACUAAGAAGAAUUGUCACAAUGUAAUAUGUCUCCCAGUAUUAUGAUGCAAUACAACGAAUGUUUUGCAUUACUCUUCGCAUGAUUCUAAUAUAUUUUGCACAAGAAAAAGGAUUUAAAACAGCAAUUUAAAA
Molecule: messenger RNA, 1976 nt
Organism: Hydra vulgaris (swiftwater hydra)
Lineage: Eukaryota; Metazoa; Cnidaria; Hydrozoa; Anthoathecata; Hydridae
Source: RefSeq, a predicted model, not a curated record